Molecule: messenger RNA, 2343 nt
Organism: Diutina rugosa
Lineage: Eukaryota; Fungi; Ascomycota; Pichiomycetes; Serinales; Debaryomycetaceae
Gene: SMP2
Product: phosphatidate phosphatase
Exons: 1
Coding region: 1-2343 (780 amino acids)
Biological process (GO): triglyceride biosynthetic process; fatty acid catabolic process
Cellular component (GO): nucleus
Molecular function (GO): phosphatidate phosphatase activity
Source: RefSeq, a predicted model, not a curated record
AUGCAGUUUCUUGAACGUGCUGGGGGCUACGUGUACAACCAGUUUGCCCUGCUCAACCCGGCGACCCUCCUGGGCGCCAUCGACGUCGUCGUGAUCGAGCAGCCCGACGGCACCUUGCACUGUUCGCCAUGGCACGUCCGCUUCGGCCUUUUACAGAUCUUGAAGCCCAGCCACAAGAAGGUCGACGUGUAUGUCAAUGGCAUGAAGACGGACUUGCCGAUGAAGCUUGGCGACGAGGGCGAGGCGUUCUUUGUGUUCGAGGCCGACGGCACCAGCGGCGACCAGUUGCUGAAGCUGGUGUUGACGCUGCCGUUGCUUGCCCCGCUGCUGGGAGCGCUGCUGCCGCUGCACACGCCGCUGCCCGGCGACAGCGACCCGCCGGAGCCCUUGACCCUCAAUUUGAACGAAAACGACGCUGUGAAUCAGGCCGACGACAUUGAGUCCCAGAUCGAAUUGACCGACGAAGACCCCAAACAGCCGGCGCUGCCGAAACUGCCGCGGCUGCCGUUGCUCGAACACGUCCACGAGGUGACCAAGAAGCUCAAUAUCCCGUCCAAAGUCGACGUCAACGGCGAUAUCGUCCUCGAUAUGGACGGGUACAAGCCGCUGUCGCAGAAGAACAUCGAGAACCUGAACGAGAACUUUCAGAAGAUGUUUGUCGACGAGAUCUCCAAGCUUAAAUUGCUGGAACUGGACGACUACGGGGUCGACGUGUGGGACCAUAUCAUCCACCGCGACGACGACGGCACCAUUCGUAUCUUGAACCAAGAUGAAACCAACAACUACGGCGGGUUAUCGCCCAGCCAGGCCGCCAGUGAACCGCAUUCUCCCGCGGCUCCCGCACGCACCACCACCCACUGUGACGACCAGGACCCAGAUAAGACCUAUUUCAAGACGUUGCGGCUUACGCUGGACCAGUUGAAGCACUUGGGCCUCCAGUACGGCGAGAACCACUUACGGUUUAAGGUUGCCUACGGGCUGACGGCCGAGGUCGAGGCGCUGUGUUUCUUGUGGAAGCUGAACAUCCCCAUUGUCAUUUCCGAUAUCGAUGGUACCAUCACCAAGCUGGACGCGUUAGGCCAUAUUUUCAAUUUGGUCGGUAGAGACUGGACCCACCCUGGUGUGGCUCGUCUUUUCCAAGAUAUCCGCCAAAACGGGUACAAUAUCAUCUACCUUACAGCGCGGCUGGUGGGCCAGCUGGACGCUACCCGACAGUACUUAAAGGGGAUCAGUCAGGACAUGAACACCCGGUUACCCGCCGGUCCCGUCCUUCUCAGUCCCGAUCGUACCUUUGCGGCGUUGAAGCGAGAAGUGAUCUUAAAGCAGCCGGAAGUGUUUAAGAUGGCGUGUUUACAGGAUAUUAAGCGGUUAUACUACUCUCCCGAAGAAGUGGUACCGACUAACGACCUCGAUGACCGGCGUACACCGUUUUACGCUGGGUUCGGUAACAGAAUCACCGACGCCAUUUCCUACCGCAGUGUGCAAAUCCCGCUGCACCGGAUUUUUACCAUCAACCCUAACGGUGAAGUGCACAUGGAGCUUCUUGAGCUUGCCGGUUUGCACUCGUCGUACUUGAAGAUCGGCGAGAUUGUCGACUUGUUCUUCCCCCCUCUCCGAGAAGCGACGACGUUCUCCCUUACGUUGGACAAUAAGUUACAGUACAGCGAGUACUUGGAGCAUAAGAAGAAUCAAGAGGACCAGCAGCCGAAACUGCCUCCGGGUGAACGGUUUGUCCCCAUUGAUAUGGAUGAGCGGUUUACCGAGUUAAACUACUGGUACACCAAGCCCGAUAUUGACAACUUGACCGAUAUCAGUGACGACGACGAUAACGGCCGCUCGGUGCCGCUGCUGCCUCCCCGCUCACCUCGUCUUUGGGGCCGCACUGCCGCGGUGGCGCUGCUGGACCUGGUGAACCUGAUUCCGACCCCCCAGAACAAGACUUCGUCGGUGUCCCCCUCAAAACCGGCUCGCCCCACCCUGGGCGGUUUCGCUCCGUUGAAGAGUUUCAUGAGCUUUGGCGGGCUGCUGCUGAAGCGUGACGACCAGCACCACCUGGACGACGAGUACGACGAGUCCGAGUUCUUGGAUGCCCAGCAGAACUUCCACAUGCCCGGUCAAUUUGAUGAUGACGACGACGACUAUACGGGUGAACUGGAAGCCGAUGAGGACGAAGACGACGAAGAAGACGACGAGGACGAAGAGGAUGACGACCACGACUAUGACGACGACGACAUUGACGACGACGAACACCACCACCACCACCACUUCCAGAAUGGCCCAAACGAAGACAACAUCCAAGUGUCGGUAACCGAGGAGCUCGUGGUCAACACCACCGCCAACUAA